AUGUCGAAUGAACGUGAACUUGAAUCAGUUCAUCAACGUGAUGAAAUUCUUCAUGAAACCAUGGCUCUCACGACGAAUGUUGUUCAAUCUCUUGAACAACAACAAAAACUUGCAUUUGAUACACAAGAAAAUUUACACAAUCAAAAUUUUUUAUUAUCAUUAGCUAAUGAUAAAAUGCGUUUGAUGAAUCAAGAUUUAACAUCUGUUGUUAAUGAAAUGAAUGAGAUCGAUACGAAACAUGGUUGCUUAUGUUUUACUCCAAGAAAACAUAAGAGAAAAAAGGUUGAACGACCGAUUGAUUCAAAACCAAUAAUUAUAUCGAAUACAGAUGGAAAACCAUCAGAAACAAAUAAAAACACGUCCACUAUACCACAAAUAAUUGAUCAUAAUGAGCAAGAAAAAAUAAUUGCAAAUGAAUUAAAUCAGAUGAGAAAGCAAUUAGUGAUUUUUCAAGAUCAAAUUAAAACUAUAAACAAGUCAUUUGAAGAAGGUGAUGAUAUUAUUCAACAACUUGGCAAUGAAACAAAUCAAUAUAUGUAUGCUAUUACUACUGCAUUGAAUAAAGCUGAACAAAUACUUGGCAGAAAAUUUGUCGUCGCUCAACAACAACAACAUCAACAGGCUAUAGCACGCGAACGAAAACAAGAAUUCGAUACAUUAAAUAAGCCUACUUAA
This is a messenger RNA of Rotaria socialis, 675 nucleotides long. The record is from the annotation of a GenBank genome assembly. Lineage: Eukaryota; Metazoa; Rotifera; Eurotatoria; Philodinida; Philodinidae.